This is a messenger RNA of Arabidopsis thaliana (thale cress), 1259 nucleotides long. RefSeq lists its product as hypothetical. The coding region runs from base 67 to 1152 and encodes 361 amino acids. NCBI's taxonomy places the organism in Eukaryota, Viridiplantae, Streptophyta, Magnoliopsida, Brassicales, Brassicaceae. The transcript has a single exon. The record is from RefSeq and is marked reviewed.
AAUUAGGGUUUUCUGUACAAUCUCUUAGAUUUUUGCUAAAGAACAUCUUUCUUAUUCACCCGAGACAUGUCUCUGCUUCUCAACCAGCCCUCGAAGCUAUGCUUUCGGAGACCUGUGUUGGCGAGAUCCUCUCCUCUUCACUCUAAUGGCUUCUCUUCUUCCUCGUUGCAAACCCCUCCUAGUAUGAUGGCGCUCAAACGUACCUAUUUUGCUGAUUACGCUCAUCAUUUUGAAAAAAAGGUGCCUCCCGAGUUGGUGUAUAAUGAUAUUAAAGAUGAUGAUGACAUUGGAACGAUCGGGUCUUCGCAUGGUUGGGUAGUUACUUUAAAAGACGACGGAAUUCUACGUCUCCAAGACGAUCUAAACCCGGUUGCGUCAGAGACAGAUCCCAAACGCAUCUCGCUGCCCCCUCUUGUGACUCUGCCUCAUUGCCAAACCCAAAUUGUCACCAACGUGGCCAUGUCCUCCUCUUCUCCUGAGGAUGACGAAUGUGUUGUGGCUGUCAAGUUCUUGGGGCCUCAACUCAGAUUUUGCAGACCCGCUCUUAAAAACCCAGAGUGGACCAACAUCAGAAUCCAAAACCCCUGUUUCUUCUCCUCUCGGGUAAUGUUUUCCGAGACACAUGACAUGUUUCGCAUACCCGGUUCUGGAGGACACCUCAUUGGAUCAUGGGGUCUCCACACACCACCCAAGAUUGACAAGUUGCGAUUUCAAAACCUUCCCAAGCUGACAAAGACCAAGCGGAAGCUUUUGCAUUCGUGCUUCACGAGCGAACACUUGGUAGAGUCACGAUCCACGGGAGAAACUUUCUUAGUUAAGUGGUACAGGAGAACCCCCGCCAAGCCCAUCAAGGGUAUGGCGACGAUGAUAACAAAAGCUCUUCAUGUGUUCAAGCUAGACAAAAAAGGAAACGCUGUCUACACUCAAGACAUCGGAGAUCUCUGCAUUUUCCUCUCAAAGUCUGAACCUUUCUGUGUUCCUGCUAGCUCCUUUCCUCAGGGCCUGCACUCUCUCCAGGCCAUGCGCUCUAACCACGUCUACAUAUUGGACGUCGACGAAUUCGGACUUGUCGAGCUGGUUGAUUCUUCCAUAGCUAGCGUGAAUUGCACAUUGAAGGUCCCUUUUUAUAUUCCACCUCAAAAUAUAAACUAGUAUUAAGUUUGGAAUUGAGGUCUGUCUUUUCUCUUAAACCUUUCAAAUAUCAAAUCUACUUUUAUAUAUCUUGUAAGUGAAGGAAAUUAUAUUUUAGCAAACAUAUC